Beta vulgaris subsp. vulgaris (sugar beet) is the source of this 3135-nucleotide messenger RNA. Its product is annotated as calcium permeable stress-gated cation channel 1. The record is from RefSeq and is a predicted model, not a curated record. The transcript is spliced from 12 exons. The coding region runs from base 492 to 2786 and encodes 764 amino acids. NCBI's taxonomy places the organism in Eukaryota, Viridiplantae, Streptophyta, Magnoliopsida, Caryophyllales, Amaranthaceae. Gene Ontology annotation, molecular function: calcium-activated cation channel activity. Gene Ontology annotation, cellular component: plasma membrane.
CAUUUCUUUCUUCUGCAACUUUCUUGUGAUCUCUCAAGAUUAAUUUUCUCUCUCCUCUCUCAAUCCUUUUCCACAGUCUUUCUCCUGUGUAUGAGAGAGAGAGAGGGGAGCAAUUUCUUUAUUUAUUUUCUUUUUAAUUCCCCACAAUUUCAACUUUUUAUUAGAGUUAAAUUAUAAUUGAAUUAAGAAUUAACGCAUAAACUUGAGUUAUUCCUUAGAAGUGGGGUUUUGCUUUAAUAAGAGGAGGAAUAUUUCUCCUUUCUUUGAUUGAGCAUUUAAGGCAAUCCAAACAUGCCCUUGUGAGCAAAGCUUCUUAUCUUUGUCUUCCUUAUUCUCUCUCCUUUCAUUUGUAGGAAUUUUCUGGUAAUUUUUGCAGGUUUUGAACCCAAAUUUCAGGUGGAAUUUACCCACAAAUUCAGUUAUUGUGGGAAGCAUUUCUUGUUCACAUUGAGGAAGUUUGUUAGGAGUCGACAAACUCCAGAAGGAACAGGAUGGCUUCUCUCUCAGAUAUAGCGUUUUCUGCUGGCUUCAAUCUUUUAAGUGCAUUUGUCUUCUUGUUGGCAUUUGCCCUUCUGAGGAUUCAACCUUUCAACGAUAGAGUUUAUUUUCCAAAAUGGUACCUUAAGGGCUUAAGAAGCAGCCCACUUCACACAGGAGCUUUUGUGAGCAAAGUUGUCAACUUGGACUUCAAGUCAUAUUUGAGAUUCUUAAAUUGGAUGCCAGAUGCCAUGAAAAUGCCCGAAUCAGAACUCAUUGAGCAUGCUGGGCUGGAUUCAGCGGUUUACUUAAGAAUUUAUCUGAUAGGACUCAAGAUUUUUGUCCCUGUCACGGUGCUCUGUUUAUUGGUUCUGGUUCCAGUCAAUUUUACAAAUGAUACAUUAGUAUUGUCCAAAGCAACUUUCAGCAAUAUAGAUAAGCUAUCAAUUUCAAAUAUACCGCUUGAAUCACCAAGGUUUUGGGCUCAUAUAGUGAUGGAAUAUGCGUGUACUUUUUGGGCAUGCUAUCUGCUUUAUAAGGAGUAUGCGACGGUUGCAGCGAUGCGGUUGCAAUUUAUGGCAUCAGAAAGACGCCGUCCUGAUCAGUUUAGUGUCCUUGUACGAAAUGUUCCCCCAGAUGCUGAUGAAUCGAUUAGCGAGCUUGUGGAGCACUUUUGUCUGGUCAAUCACCCCGAUCAUUAUCUAACACAUCAGGUAGUUUACAACGCAAAUAAGCUGUCAGAUUUGGUUGAAGAGAAAAAAAAGAAGCAAAAUUGGUUUGAUUACUAUGAAUUAAAGUUUUCUAGAAAGCCAGAUGAAAGGCCAAUGACGAAGACUGGAUUUCUUGGUCUAUUUGGAAAACAAGUUGAUGCCAUAGAUUAUUAUGCUGCUGAAAUUGAGAGACUAGCAAAGGAAAUUGCUGAUGAAAAAGAGAGAGUUAAAUAUGAUUCAAAGGCUAUCAUGCCAGCUGCUUUUGUCUCUUUUAAGAGUCGCUGGGGUGCUGCUGUCUGUGCACAGACUCAGCAAACCAGAAAUCCAACUAUUUGGUUGACUGAAUGGGCCCCAGAGCCACGAGAUGUGUAUUGGCCGAACUUGGCUAUUCCAUAUGUUCAUCUCAGUGUCCGGAGGCUGUUAAUGUCUGUUGCAUUUUUCUUUCUGACCUUUUUCUUCAUAAUCCCGAUUGCCUUCGUACAAUCACUGGCAAGCAUUGAGGGGAUUCAGAGAUAUGCUCCCUUUUUAAAGGUUAUUGUAGAAAAGCCUUUGAUCAAGGGAUUCCUUCAAGGUUUCCUGCCUGGACUUGCUUUGAAACUUUUCCUGAUCUUCCUGCCCUCAAUAUUGAUGAUGAUGUCUAAAUUCGAAGGCUUUGAAGCAUUAUCAAAAUUGGAGAGGAGAUCAGCUUCAAGAUACUACAUCUUCAAUUUUGUUAAUGUUUUCCUUGCAAGUGUUAUAACUGGGACUGCAAUCAACCAAUUAAAAACAUUCCUCAGUCAGCCACCAAAUAAGAUAUUUGAGAUCAUUGGUAUGUCAAUUCCAAUGAAAGCAACUUUCUUUAUAACUUACAUUAUGGUUGAUGGAUGGGCUGGUGUUGCCGGUGAGAUACUGAGAUUGAAACCUUUGAUUAUAUACCACUUGAAGAACUGGUUCUUAGUGAAGACUGAGAAGGAUAGGGAGGCAGCAAUGGAUGCAGGAAGCAUUGGGUUUGACACUGGGGAACCUCAGAUACAAUUAUAUAUAUUGUUGGGCCUUGUUUAUGCUGUGGUGACUCCAAUUCUACUGCCAUUCAUUUUGGUGUUCUUCGGCUUUUCUUAUCUUGUGUAUCGACAUCAGAUCAUAAACGUUUACAACCAGGAGUAUGAAAGUGCUGCUGCUUUCUGGCCCUCUGUCCACGGACGAAUUAUUUCUGCAAUGGUUUUCUCUCAGUUGCUUUUGAUGGGACUGAUUGGCACAAAGAAAGCUGCUUCAUCAUCACCAUUUCUCAUUGCACUUCCAAUUCUUACUAUAUGGUUUCAUAGGUUCUGCAAGGGUCGAUUUGAGCCAGCAUUCAAGACUUAUCCUCUACAGGAAGCCAUGAUGAAAGAUACACUAGAACGUGCAAGAGAUCCAAACUUCAACUUGAAAGGAUACCUUCAGAAUGCAUAUAUCCAUCCGGUGUUUAAAAGUGAAGAUGAUGAUGAUAUAAUCCAGAACAAGUUGGAGAUGGAGACCGAGCUUGUUCCAACGAGACGCCAGUCAAGAAGAAACACUCCAGUCCCAAGCAAAAUGAGCCAUGCAUCUUCUUCACCUUCUCCAACUAAACAUAUUGAUCUAUGAAGAGCGUAGAUUUGAUAUGUUGUGUAGGGGUAAUGAGCUAGUUCAAAUCAUGACUCACGCUCUGUAGGCAAAUUGUGCAAGUAGAUGAAAUCAGCAGGUCUUAUGUAUUUUGUAGGGAGAGCGUUUAAUAUGGUUCUGUAAAUUUUAGAUAUCUGAAACAUUCUGGAGGGCUUCAGGCCCUCCAUUCUUCUAUUACGCAUAUAGAUAUCUAUAGUUUUUCAUUCUCUUUCACUCUUUUCCAUGUGUAAAGUACAGACUGUUUCCUGCAUGUAAAUUAUAUCAGGGAAUUCUAAUUUAUGGGUGUCAUGGCUACUACUUCAUACUAGUAGUUUCCUCACUUCCUGCUAAA